GUGACGCAGUAGACCCCGCCCCUUUCGGGUGAUGUCACGGGCAGCCAUCUUGGAUCUCGGGAGAGACGAACAAGGCGCCCCCCGCCCGCCCGCCGUCUCCAGAAACAUGGCUGCACGGUGACCAGGACUGGGAACUGAAUAUUCAAGGAUAUUCACCAUUUAGGAAGGACAGACAAGAGGAAAAGGAGGUCACCAGGACAUGUCCACAAUGGUUUACCCACGUGAUGAGAAACUCAGUCAGGAGGACAUCAUUUCCAACACUAAGGUGGUGAUACAGGGUCUUGAGGCUCUGAAGAAUGAACAUAACUCCAUCCUGCACAGUCUGUUGGAGACCAUCAGCUGUCUAAAGAAGGAUGAGGAGGCCAAUCUGGUGCAUGAGAAAUCGAACCUCAUCAGGAAGUCUGUGGAGAUGAUCGAGCUUGGUCUUGGAGAGGCUCAGGUGAUGAUGGCUCUGUGCACUCACUUGAACACAGUGGAGUCAGAGAAACAGAAGCUGCGAGCCCAGGUCCGCCGGCUCUGUCAGGAGAACCAGUGGCUGAGGGAUGAACUGGCCAAUACCCAGCAGAAACUGCAGCGAAGCGAGCAAACAGUGGCUCAGCUCGAGGAGGAGAAGAGGCACUUGGAGUUCAUGAACCAGCUGAAGAAAUACGAUGAUGACAUUUCUCCUUCUGAAGAAAAGGAGGGCGACUCCUCAAAGGAUUCACUGGAGGAUCUGUUUCCAGAAGAGGAAGAGCAUGGCACAGGAAUCAGUCACCCUCACAGCAGCAGUGCUGUUGCAGCUGCCCAGCAGGGUGGCUACGAGAUCCCAGCCCGCCUGCGGACCCUGCACAACCUGGUGAUCCAGUACGCCUCCCAGGGACGCUACGAGGUAGCAGUGCCCCUCUGCAAGCAGGCACUGGAGGAUCUGGAGAAGACUUCAGGCCACGAUCACCCUGAUGUAGCCACCAUGCUUAACAUCCUGGCACUGGUCUACAGGGACCAGAAUAAAUACAAGGAGGCAGCCCAUCUGUUAAACGAUGCCCUGUCCAUCAGAGAGAAGACCUUGGGCAAGGACCACCCAGCUGUGGCAGCAACACUCAAUAACCUGGCUGUUCUGUAUGGCAAGCGAGGCAAGUACAAAGAAGCCGAGCCUCUGUGUAAGAGAGCGCUGGAAAUCCGGGAGAAGGUCCUGGGCAAAGAUCACCCUGAUGUAGCCAAACAGCUGAAUAAUCUGGCGCUGCUGUGUCAGAACCAGGGCAAGUAUGAGGAGGUGGAGUACUAUUACAGACGGGCUCUGGAAAUCUACGAGUGUCGGCUCGGACCUGACGACCCAAACGUGGCCAAGACCAAGAACAACCUGGCAUCAUGCUAUCUGAAGCAAGGCAAGUACAAAGAGGCAGAGACUCUGUACAAGGACAUCCUAACUCGUGCUCACGAAAAGGAAUUCGGAUCAGUCAAUGGUGAGAACAAACCCAUCUGGAUGCAUGCAGAGGAACGUGAAGAGCUCAGUAAGGGCAAACACAAGGACAGCGCUCCGUACGCAGAGUACGGCGGCUGGUACAAGGCUUGCAAAGUCACCAGUCCUACAGUCAACACCACACUGAGAAAUCUUGGAGCAUUGUACAGACGACAGGGCAAGCUGGAAGCUGCUGAAACUCUUGAGGAGUGUGCUACCCGUUCCCGCAAACAGCUGCAGCCUACCACUGGCAUCGAUCCCAUUCACCAGAGCAGGGUCGUGGAGAUUCUGAAGGACGGGGAGCCUGCUGAUCGGAGGAGGUCCCGUGACAGUGCGGCUGGCCCCCCAGUGAAGUAUGAGAGCAGUUUGGAAGGUGGUGAGGAAGUCAGCGUGGCGGUGGAGUGGACUGGGGCUUAAUGCUGCCAGCGACCACCUUGUAGCCCAAGCGAGGAUGUGUGUGUGAUACCUCAGGCUGUCCAUUCACAGCGAUUCCUUCUCUACCAUUCCUGCCUCUCUGCAUCCAGAACCUCUUCACUACCUAAACCAAAAUCACCCAUGGACUGUCUGCUUCUCUCUGCUGCCUACUUGACAAACCCCCGAUUGCUUCGUCACACACCUGCUUUUGGAAGAGACUGUUCUUUGUGUUUAAUGGGGAGUGAACUGCUUGUGUUACCUCUGGUCAACUUUGACACUGGCCUGGCCUGGUUUGAUUCAGUCCUCAACAUCACCACUUUGUUUCCCAUGGCCUGAUGAAAUUUUGCUGCUUGUGGAAAAUCAUUUGAGAAAGGAAUAGCUUGGCUCUGAUUGUUCCAGAAGGCAGUGAGACACAGAUAGUGAAGGUGGGGGGAGGUGACAAAGACUGAGAGCCUUUCCCAUUGUGUGUGUCUGUGUGAGAGAGUGAGAGAAAGCAGGUGAAAGUAAGUGUUCCCCCCUCCUUUGGAUGUGUGAGAGACCCUGUAUUCGUGUGUAUGUGUGUGUGCCUGUGUGUUUGUGUCGCCCUGUGUAUCACGAGUGCGUGUGUCCCUAACUAUGUGUGUGUACAUGUGUAAAUGUGCGUGUGUGUGUUGAUGAGUAUCUCUGUAAUUCAGCAUGUCCUUUUGUGUGUGUGUGUGUAAGUGCAUUCCUGAAUGAGCCUGCGCAAACGUGUGUCCCAGUAUGCAGGUGUGUAAGGACGUCCCUAAACGUGUAAGAGUGUCAACAAGUGUGUUUGGGUGAGCAAGCGUGUGCCUGAUUGAGAAUAAGUAUGAAGGUGUAUCCCAGUAACCAUGCGGUUUUUCCCCGUGCAGAACCGAGUGGUGUUCUUUGUCACCUCCUGCCACACUCACCCUCUCUGUCCCAGUCCCUGUGAGUGCUCGAUGGGGAACGCUGUAGAGGGAGUUUUACUCUGUAUCGAACUCCGUGCUGUCCCUGUCCCUGGGAGGGUUUGGUGGCAGUGUAGAAGGAGCCUCACCCUGUAUUGAACUCCGUGCUGCCCCUAUCCUAGCAGAGUUUGAUAAGGGACAGUGUCGGUGCCUGUUUUAAUUUUUAGGAAUUUCCAACUGAGGUUCUUCUGAAAUGAUACCUCUUUGAUUUGUUGCUACCACUUGUUCUGUUAUCACUGUCCUCCUGAACCCAGCUUUUCGCUUUUGAGGUGACAUUCCUGUGUUUUUUUUCUUCGAUGUAACUUUUUGUAUUCUGCUUAGUACCAGUAGUGAUUUCAUGAUUGAAUAUUGUGUCUGCUGUUAA
Messenger RNA from Stegostoma tigrinum, 3160 nucleotides. It is a transcript of the gene klc1b, whose product is annotated as kinesin light chain 1b. The record is from RefSeq and is a predicted model, not a curated record. The transcript is spliced from 16 exons. Gene Ontology annotation, cellular component: cytoplasm; kinesin complex; membrane-bounded organelle. Gene Ontology annotation, biological process: microtubule-based movement. Gene Ontology annotation, molecular function: kinesin binding. Lineage: Eukaryota; Metazoa; Chordata; Chondrichthyes; Orectolobiformes; Stegostomatidae. The coding region runs from base 200 to 1852 and encodes 550 amino acids.